Molecule: messenger RNA, 828 nt
Organism: Trichoplusia ni (cabbage looper)
Lineage: Eukaryota; Metazoa; Arthropoda; Insecta; Lepidoptera; Noctuidae
Exons: 3
Coding region: 79-621 (180 amino acids)
Source: RefSeq, a predicted model, not a curated record
UACAAUUUUACUGUAUUGCUGUAUAGAUAAACGUUUUUAAUUAUUCAUCAGUAAAAUAUUGUAAUUAUUACCUGAUACAUGGUUAAUAGAAGUAUUCCAAUUUUAGCUAAAAUGACGAAUCGACCAACGUAUUCUCAAAUAGAAUGUUUGGUGGAAUUCCUGGAGCAAAAUCCAGGCAUAGCCAAAGGCUUGCUUCGGACCAGUCAAGCCAAAUUGGAAACGAAGCGAAAAUGGGCAAGCUUGGCAACCUCCUUGAAUUCUAUUGGAGGUGCUAAUAAAGAUGGUCAAGGCUGGGCUAAAUAUUGGGCUGAGAAGAAAUGUGGUUUGAAGAAACAGUGCGCACAACUCUCAUCUUCAAUGAGGCGCACUGGUGGUGGGACAGCAGACAACUUGCCAACAUUGUCUGCUCUAGAUAAAAGGUUGGUGGCAGUGAUGGGUGGACAAGAGUUUGCGACUGGCAACUCAAGCUUGGCAGUCAAUCCAUUUCCUGAAUUGCCGAGAUCUGUUGGUACAGAACCACAGGUUGUUGAAGAAGAGGUAAGCCACCAUGACGUCAUGGAAAUGCAGUUCGAGCAACCGGUGCAUGUUCCCCUAUACUUGGCACAUCACAUAGUGAAAUAAUACCAGAAACCAUAAGUAAGUCUUGACGCGAUAUGAUUCUAGUGCUAAUUUUGUAUUUUUCUUUCCUAUUCAAAGAGUAUACUAAAAUAAACCUUUGCAUAGUUGUGAUUUGUAUUCAAGCAAAGGAUACACUCCAAAUACCUUUAGUCAGUCACGCAACCCAACUUAAGUGUGUAACAUUUAAAGUGCUUUGGCACUUAUCACGUU